Molecule: messenger RNA, 3312 nt
Organism: Chelonia mydas (Green sea turtle)
Lineage: Eukaryota; Metazoa; Chordata; Testudines; Cheloniidae
Gene: RPAP3
Product: RNA polymerase II associated protein 3
Exons: 17
Coding region: 162-2132 (656 amino acids)
Molecular function (GO): protein binding
Source: RefSeq, a predicted model, not a curated record
UGCGGGCGGCAGCUGGGCCGAGGCCCCGUCACGCGGAGCGUGGGUGACUCUGUUUCCAGCCCCAGCCGCGGUGCACUCUGGGAAGCGCCGGCCGCGGUUGGCGGCGCUAGCGGCGGCAGGAGGAGGCGGCACCCGGCGGCGGCACCCGGCGCAAGGUAACAAUGACUUCACCGAAUAAAGCACUAGAGCUACAGCUGCAAAUGAAGCAAAAUGCUGAAGAGCUGCAUGAUUUUGUGAGAGAAUUAGAAAGCUGGGAAAAAGAUAUUAAGCAGAUGGAUUCUGAAUUGAUGAAACAGAGUGGUGCCCCAGAAGAGAAUUUACCACCAAUUCGAAAUGAGGCAUAUAGGAAAAAGAAGAAGAGCAAAGCUAAAGUACCUUCUAAGAAAACAACUGAGGAAAACAAAAAAAACAAGAUAAAAUCUUAUGACUAUGAAGCAUGGGGAAAGCUUGAUGUGGACAAAAUACUUGAAGAACUUGACAAAGAAGAUAGUACCCAUGAUUCCUUAUCUCCAGAAUCGGACUCUGAAGAAGAUGGAAUUCAUAUAGAUGCAGAAAAAGCUCUUGCUGAGAAAGAAAAGGGCAAUAUGUACUUUAAGCAAGAAAAGUAUGAUGAAGCAAUAAAAUGCUACACAAAGGGGAUGAAUGCUGAUCCGUACAAUCCUGUCCUCCCCACAAAUAGAGCAUCUGCUUUCUUUAGAAUUAAAAAGUUUUCUGUUGCCGAAUCUGACUGCAAUUUAGCACUUGCACUAAAUAAGAAUUAUACAAAGGCUUAUUCCAGGAGAGGAGCGGCUCGCUUUGCUUUGCAAAAUCUUGAGGGGGCCAAAGAAGAUUAUGAAAAGGUUUUAGAACUGGAUCCAGAUAACUUUGAGGCAAAAAAUGAACUGCAGAAAAUCGAUCAGGCUCUAACAUCAAAAGAAAAUUCACAACAAAACGAAGCUGAAGAAGUCGGAAAGAAGCUUGAAUUAACAGAAGAAGAAAAAAAGCAAAUAGAAGAGCAGCAGCUCAAGCAGAAGGCUAUUGCGGAGAAAGAUUUGGGAAAUGGAUAUUUCAAAGAGGGAAAAUAUGAAGCAGCAAUUGAAUGUUAUACACGUGGUAUAGCAGCAGAUGGCACCAAUGCACUUCUGCCAGCUAACAGAGCUAUGGCCUAUCUAAAGAUUCAAAAAUAUGAAGAGGCAGAAGCAGAUUGCACACAAGCUGUACUACUAGAUGUUUCCUAUUCUAAAGCUUUUGCCAGAAGAGGGACUGCCAGAUCAGCACUAGGAAAGCUAAAAGAAGCUAUGCAAGAUUUUGAAACAGUUCUGAAGUUGGAACCUGGCAAUAAACAAGCAAUAAAUGAACUAACCAAAAUACAGAGUGAAUUAGUUGAGAAAGGGCUGUGGACUUACCAGGAAUGUCCUGAACCAUCCGCAGAAGAAACAGAAAUACGAAACCUGGUGCAACCCAUUGAUAAACCCUUACAUCUUAGAUCAACUAAACCUUUGAGAAGAAUAUUCAUUGAAGAAGUUGGUGAUGAGAUGCAGGAUGUUGAUGUGCCUAAUACUACUACUCUAGUCAAUAAUUGGAUUAAUUCUACAAGCGUAGAAACAACAAAGAAUCUAAAUCAAGAUGACCUCUUAACCACAUCUGAUACUCCUAGAGCAAAACAGUUGAAAAUAGAAGAAAUCCGUGAUAUACCAGCCUUCCAAUCCCCUACCAAUAUGAAAGAGAUGCCAUCAGCUACACUUCAAUCGUCCAGUCUGAAAAAUCAUCUAGAACAAGAAAAAAUAUUACUUCCUGCAUCUACAUCUGAUGUUCCUGCAAUCCCUGCAAAUUCAUUCCAGCUUGAAUCUGAUUUCAGAAAAUUGAAGGGCUGCCCAGAUAAGAUGUACAUGUACCUAAAGCAAAUAGAGCCUUCGCUUUAUCCAAAGCUGUUCCAAAAAUCCUUAGAUCCAGAUGUAUUUAACCAGAUUUUGAAAAUUCUGCAAGACUUUUACAUUGAGAAAGAGAAACCAUCGCUCAUCCUUGAAAUUCUCCAGAGGCUAUCUGAAUUAAAAAGAUUUGACAUGGCAGUCAUGUUUAUGUCGGACUUGGAGAAAAAAAGUAACUGCACAUGUAUUGUUCAGUCACAUGAACCAGUCCGGAUUGGAAGAUAAUUCUGUUGAAGAGCUGAAGAAGAGAUAUGGUGUUCAGUAUUAAUGGAUUACUGAUGUUACAUAUUUGUAUGUGUAAACUAGUCUGAUUCCGCACCUCUUCUCUGAGCUACUUGUACUGAAUUCAGUGGAAGAGUUAAAUCCAUAAAGUUGCAUUUAUGUAGGUAAAGAAAUCCUUAUACCAGAUAAAACCAAAUGGCAAGUGCCUAGAAAGGAUAAUGGCCUAUGUCCCAGUUCUGCAAUUGUGCCCAUUAUUUAAGAGCCCUGUGGUUCCAGGAGGACUCUCUCCUGGUUUAAGAGUCCGCUUGAGUAGAUUGAGUUGCAGGAUUAAGGCUGACAGUUAUUCAGAAAUAAAGUUAACUAUUUAUAAACAUGUGGGUUUUGGUAAGAAUGAUUUGGUAACUUGAUGAUUAUUAAAAGAUCAGCGUGAAUUUUAUUUUGGGAAAUAAACUUAACAGUGUUUAAUUCAGAAUUGGCUGGUAUAUUUUAUUUUAACGUAAAAUGUACUACUUAAUGAACUUACAUUUCUCAGAUAAGCUAAAUUGUUAUUUAUCUUUAAAUAGAUGUCACGCAGGACAAUAUGAAAACUUCAUCUGAUGCUCUGCAAACUUGGGGUCUGAAGGCCAGUAAAUUCCAAAUUUCUUUAGCUGAGAUUGCCCUAAAGCUGAGUUCUAGGCACUGACAGGUGAGAUGCCCAUUGCAGUAGUACAAAAGGAAUCUCUCUUAAAUAACUAGGUUCCAGACAAUGUAAGAUUUUUUAAAUAGUCACUAAGACCCUGAAUUUCACCUAUGGCUGAAUGAAAAUAUAAAAAAAAAUAUGAAUGAAUAUUGCACCACACAGAGAGCACAAUUCUUAACAGUCCUAUCAAUCUAUCCCCUUUACAAGUUGGUAGCUAUGCAGUAUUUCUUUUGAUCCUUGUUCGAUGGAUGGCCCCAGAUCUUAUUUGCCACGCACUUUCAAUGGGACUUGUGCUCUUAAGUCACUUAGAUGUUUUUGAAAAUCCCAUCCUUUAUCCUAAUGCCUGCACACAAGAGGGCCACAUUCAGGUUGUACAGGCAAACUUAAUUCUGGCAAUUUCUAACUUUUGAGCGCUUGAUUUUUCAACCUCAGUCUGUUUUAAGUUACUUUUUGUAUAAAUCCAGAACAGCUAACAAACCAAUAAAACCUAAGUAGAACAAGAUG